UGUCAUUGAAGUAAAGUCAAUGGGAAUAUCAGGGCGGCAUAUGCCCGUUAUUAUAUAUAUAUAUGAUCAUAAGCAGAGACAAGGAAACCAGUGAUUGACUCCACCUUCUUAUGCGUUUGAACUGUCUUCAGAAUUUCCAGAUUCCUCGGAUUUCCAGAUCCAUCGCCAUGGCGUCUGUGAGUAGCAGCAAUGGAAAGAAAUUUAUUCAAAUUGAUAUCACUUCUGACACUGUAUGCCCAUGGUGCUUUGUUGGGAAGAAGAAUCUGGACAAAGCUAUAGCAUCGUCCAAUGAUAAAUAUGCAUUUGAGAUCAGAUGGCAUCCCUUUAUGCUAUUACCUUCCGCUCCCAAGCAAGGUGUUCUUAAGAAGGAAGUGCUCCUUGAAAAGUUUGGGCCUCGAGCUGUACAAAUCGAGGCUCGAAUGGCAGAGGUUUUUAAGGGGCUUGGAAUGGAUUACGACACUGCCGGGCUUACGGGAAGUACUCUGGACAGCCACAGGUUAAUCUACUUUGCCGGAAAGCAAGGCCUCGACAAGCAGCAUAACCUCGUCGAAGAGCUGGGCAUCGGCUAUUUCACUCAGGGAAAGUACAUAGGUGACAGGGAAUUUCUGGUGGAAGCUGCUAAUAAAGUUGGAGUCGAAGGAGCAGCUGAGUUUCUUGAAGAUCAAAACAACGGGCUGAAGGAGGUUACUGAGGAGAUCAACAAAUAUUCAUCGCUCAUUAGUGGAGUCCCGCAUUAUGUGAUAAAUGGGAAGUACGAGUUGAGUGGAGGACAACCACCUGAAGUCUUCCUAAGAGCUUUCCAAGCAGCUGCUAGCAAAUGACUAAGUUUCUCUGCCGAAGAGAUGGGAGUUUCUUCCAGAAAAAUUAUGUUGUCUCUCUCUUGUAUUGUUUCAAGUCUCAUUACUACUAUUAUUGUCAAAAAAACAAUGGAAGUCUUUUUAUUACUUUGUAAGAGAGUGGUUUGAGAUUUCUUGUCAACAGAUAAAGUGCACCAAUAUAUACAGAUUGCGAUGUUUGAUAUUUGAAUUGGAUCUGAGAUUUGUCCUCAUUAUAAAUAUUUUUCUG
Molecule: messenger RNA, 1065 nt
Organism: Sesamum indicum (sesame)
Lineage: Eukaryota; Viridiplantae; Streptophyta; Magnoliopsida; Lamiales; Pedaliaceae
Product: Thioredoxin superfamily protein
Molecular function (GO): oxidoreductase activity
Source: RefSeq, a predicted model, not a curated record